Episyrphus balteatus (marmalade hoverfly) is the source of this 1461-nucleotide messenger RNA. RefSeq names its product kelch-like protein 5. The record is from RefSeq and is a predicted model, not a curated record. NCBI's taxonomy places the organism in Eukaryota, Metazoa, Arthropoda, Insecta, Diptera, Syrphidae. Gene Ontology annotation, molecular function: protein binding. Bases 44 to 1384 code for a protein of 446 amino acids. The transcript has a single exon.
UUCAAAAAUUGAAUUACACAGCGAAAUAGUUGAGAAUAUUGUAAUGGCUGCAGAUUUUCUGCAAUUAAACACGUUAAUUGGUGCGUGUUGCGAUUUUAUGGGUGAUCAAUUAGAUCCUUCAAAUUGCUUGGGAGUAGCCCUAUUCGCUGAACAACAUACUUACACAACUCUUUAUGAAAAAGCUAUUGCAUUUGUGUAUGCUAACUUUGCAACUGUUUCAAAUGAAUCGGAAUUUUUAAAACUUGACAAAGAUCAAUUAAGUAAGAUUCUAUUUAGCGAAGAUAUCGGUGGUAAUUCACAUGAACUUGUAUUUAACGGUUUAGUGGCUUGGGUCGAACAUGAUUUGCCAAACCGUCAAGAGUAUACUUAUAAGCUUUUAUCUCGAGUACAUUUCACUCAAUUGGAACCUAAGUUCUUAAUGGAAAACUCUGAUCCAAUUUGCAAAACUAUCGAAUGCUAUCAGUUAGUUCAUAGGUGGUUGAAAUGGCAUUUUUCUCCUCAACUUCGAUCUCAAAUUCCAUUAAAGUUCGAAGUUAAAGGAAAACAAAAUGAAAAACUUGCCUUUGCCACUGGCACAAGUGAUUUUCAAAUUCAAUCUUAUAAUUCAGAAUUGAAUGAAUGGUCUUAUGAAAAAUGGCCAAUGCCUCCAAGGAAACGUAUGGAAUAUGGAAGUAUACUUAUUAAAGACAAGUGGAUCAUAGCAGGAGGUAAAAUUUCUGGUCAAAUAACAAAUACAGUUGAUUGUCUUGACUUAAAUACCAUGCAAUGGUCUGAGUUGCCUGGAAUGGGACUUGCAAGACGUUGGCCUGGAAUGGUCGAACUUAAUGAUCAUUUGUAUAUUGUUGGAGGUGAAAGUGCAGGAAAUUGGUCGUGUUUGGUUGAAAUGUUUGAUUUUUCUACUCGUAUUUGGACCUAUUCGGAACCAUUGGGUGUUUCAUUGUCUUUUAUUCAAGUUGCAGUUCUCAAUGAUAAAAUAUAUGCUGUGGGCAAUGGUCAACGGACAAUUGAAUGUUAUGAUCCAAUUACUGUCAAAUGGACAACUACUACACCAAAGGCAGAAAAUUCAUUAAAUUUCGGUAUAGCAACUGUUAAUAAUCAGUUGUAUGCUGUUGGUGGUGAUUAUAAUGGAAUUAAAUGUGAGACAGUUGAAUGUUAUACUCCUUCAACUGAUAGCUGGACGGUUGCCAAGUCAUUGACACUUGGUCGAUUAUAUGUUAAAUGUGCUUCAUUAAAUGGAAAGCUAAUAGCUUGUGUUGGAUAUAAUGAUAUUGGUGAGUGGGUUAAUUUGGUGGAAGAAUAUAAUCCGGACGCAGAUGAAUGGAGAGCAUUGGCUCCAUUGUUGCCACAUGACUUUAGUAUUUCGUCACGGUUAUUUGUUAUGUAAACUUUUUUAAUUUUAAAAUUUGUAUAACGUUUUUAUAACUUAAAAAAAACCAUAAUAAUGUUACAUUAUUAUGUAUU